AUGUGGCCUACUAACCUCCGGAAAGUCGCCGGACUGAUUUUUGGCGCUUGCGCUGUGCGAAAAAAGUCAGGGUGCGAGCAAAGGCCGAAAAAAGCCUAUUGCAUGGUGCAAAAGGUAAGAAAUUGCAAGUGCAAAGUUAACUUUUGUUCUCCAACAGGGCAUGUCACCGAUUUCAGAGCGGCGACUUUCCGGAAACACUAUCACUCUGUCGGGAAAAUAACGGCGGAUCAUCGCAUCAAAACGUCUCGCCUCACCGCUAUCGCGCACCAAAUCUCCAGCUGCAGUCGCUGUCGCUCAUCAUCGCUCUGCGGCUGCAAGCCGCGGCUUGGGAUUUGGUGUGCGAUAGCGGCGAGGCGAGACAUUUUGCUGCGACGACCCGCCGUUAUUUUCCCGACAGACUGACAGUCUCAUAUGUAUUGAACUAA
This is a messenger RNA of Bursaphelenchus xylophilus (pine wood nematode), 425 nucleotides long. NCBI's taxonomy places the organism in Eukaryota, Metazoa, Nematoda, Chromadorea, Rhabditida, Aphelenchoididae. The record is from the annotation of a GenBank genome assembly.